Molecule: messenger RNA, 1620 nt
Organism: Gossypium arboreum
Lineage: Eukaryota; Viridiplantae; Streptophyta; Magnoliopsida; Malvales; Malvaceae
Product: glucan 1,3-beta-glucosidase-like
Exons: 8
Biological process (GO): actin filament bundle assembly; establishment or maintenance of cell polarity; cell migration
Cellular component (GO): cytoplasm; actin cytoskeleton
Molecular function (GO): actin filament binding; hydrolase activity, hydrolyzing O-glycosyl compounds
Source: RefSeq, a predicted model, not a curated record
GUCAUGAACAAAGGAGGGCUAAACAUGGUUUACUUAGCUUUUCUCUUGUUUUUCAACUUGAUUUCAUGUUUUCCCUCUUCUUCACAUGCACAAAAUGCUAACCUUAACCUGCCAUUGAAGUCUGUAAACCUAGGCAACUGGCUUGUCACUGAAGGAUGGAUGCAACCUUCUCGUUUUGAUGGAAUAGUUAACAAAGAUCUUUUGGAUGGAACCCAAGUUCAAUUCCUCUCAACAAGGCUGAACAAGUAUCUGUGCGCUGAAAGUGGUGGUGGAACCAUCAUCGUAGCCAACCGUGCCUCGGCUUCCGGUUGGGAAACCUUCAGGUUAUGGAGGGUGAAUGCAUCAUACUUUAACUUUAGAGUGUUCUUCAAGCAAUUUGUGGGAUUAGGAAAUCAAGGUGUUGUACAAGCUGUUUUGAAUGGACCUACCAAUUCAGCUACAUUUGAGAUUGUAAGGAGAAAUGGUGAUCCCAAUAAAGUUCGCCUCAGAGCAUCUAACGGUUUGUUCCUACAGGCAUAAUCGGAGACAAGAGUAACUGCAGAUUGUAGAGGCUCUAGUUGGGACGAUUGGGAUCCAUCUGUGUUCAGAAUGACAAUUGUAACCACCUUACAAGGUGAAUAUCAAAUCACAAAUGGUUAUGGACCUGAUAGAGCCCCUCAAGUCAUGCAGGAUCAUUGGAAUUCUUACAUAACAGAACAAGAUUUCAAUUUCAUGUCUUCAAAUGGACUUGAUGCCGUGAGGGUACCUGUAGGGUGGUGGAUAGCACAGGAUCCAAAUCCCCCUAGGCCUUUUGUUGGAGGCUCUUCAAGAGCCCUCGACAAUGCUUUCACAUGGGCAGAGAAAUAUGGGAUGAAGGUCAUUAUUGAUUUACAUGCAGUUAAAGACUCCCAAAACGGUAAUGAUCACAGUGGGACGAGAGAUGGUUUUCAGGAAUGGGGAGAUUCCAACAUUGGUGAGACUGUGGCAGUCAUAGAGUACCUUGCAGCAAGAUACGGUGGAAGACUAGGCUUGGCUGCAAUUGAAUUGAUGAACGAGCCACUAGCACCUGGUGUAACUUUCGAUGCACUUGCGAAGUAUUAUAGAGCUGGAUACGAUGCCGUAAGGAAGCACACAUAUGCAUAUGUGAUCCUAUCAGCACGUUUAGGACCAGCUGAUCCACAGGAGUUCUUCUUGUUGGCUAGUAGCAUGAAUCGAGUAGUCAUCGAUGUGCAUAACUACAACCUGUUUUCAGAUAUGUUCAGCAGCAUGUCCGUGCAACAGAACAUCGAUUAUAUCUAUAAUCAACGAGCUUCUGAUCUCGGACGCUUGAUCUCGGCUAAUGGUCCCCGGGUUUUUAUCGGAGAAUUUGGUCGAAACGAUGCAUCAAUGGAUGAUUAUAAGAGAUUUGCGAGAGCUCAGCUAGAUGUAUAUGAUCCUGCAACAUUUGGAUGGGCAUAUUGGACUUAUAAAUGUGUGUACAACCAUUGGAGCCUCAAGUGGAUGAUUGAGAAUAACUAUAUAAACCUUAAUUGACCACUAUGAUGCUGUUUUCUUUUCUAAGAAAGAUUAGAAUAAGAUGUAACCUUUAGCAUUUAAAAAUGCUAAUUUAUAUUUUAUGCGUAUUUUAACUAAGUUUAUUUA